AUAAUACAAUUUUCGUUCACAAAUCCAAAUUUUGCGUCAUUUCCAACGAUUCCAAUUCUCAUAUCAAACAGCUCCGAUUCCCUCCGCAGUCUAAUCAGAAACAGCGGUGCCAGGUUUGAUCGAUUUUGUUCUUCGUGCUUGUUGCACAUUUUGUCGAUCUGCAAACUUGACGUUUUGAUCCAUCGCAGGUUCGACGCUUUUUUGGUUGAAAAUCAGGUUUUUAGAUACCCUUUUUGUUCCUAGUUGAUGGGUUUGGUCUGGUGAUUUUUAUAGGUAAUUGAUUUAGAAGUAAAUAGAGGAUGGGGGCAUUGAUGUCAAGGUUCUGGUUCAUGCUAUUCCCUGCAAAAGAGUAUAAGAUUGUGGUAGUUGGAUUGGAUAACGCGGGAAAAACCACGACCCUUUAUAAAUUGCAUCUAGGCGAGGUUGUCACUACCAACCCUACUGUUGGUAGCAACGUCGAAGAGCUCGUCUACAAAAACAUACGAUUUGAGGUAUGGGAUCUUGGCGGACAAGAAAGGCUUCGGACAUCAUGGGCAACAUAUUACCGGGGAACUCAUGCCGUAAUUGCAGUGAUAGACAGCAAUGAUAGAGCCAGGAUCUCUAUAAUGAAGGAUGAACUUUUCAGGUUGCUGGGGCAUGAAGAUUUGCAACAUUCUGUCAUUCUUGUGUUUGCUAAUAAACAAGAUAUCAAGGAUGCUAUGACUCCUGCCGAGAUCACUGAUGCACUAUCUCUUCAUAGCAUCAAGGAUCAUGAUUGGCAUAUACAAGCUUGUUGUGCCCUCUCAGGAGAAGGACUGUAUGAUGGUCUUGGAUGGAUUGCACAACGGGUAACUGGCAAAGCCCCACCAUGAUGUUGGGUUGCUGGAAGCAGAUUCAUUUUUCAUUUGAAUUUAUAUGACGAGGAACAGAUUAUAUGCAACAUUUAUACUUAAAAGAGCCAAG
Abrus precatorius (Indian licorice) is the source of this 942-nucleotide messenger RNA. Its product is annotated as ADP-ribosylation factor-like protein 5. Gene Ontology annotation, biological process: vesicle-mediated transport; protein localization to Golgi membrane; intracellular protein transport. The transcript is spliced from 2 exons. The coding region runs from base 300 to 851 and encodes 183 amino acids. NCBI's taxonomy places the organism in Eukaryota, Viridiplantae, Streptophyta, Magnoliopsida, Fabales, Fabaceae. Gene Ontology annotation, molecular function: GTP binding; GTPase activity. Gene Ontology annotation, cellular component: trans-Golgi network; cytoplasm. The record is from RefSeq and is a predicted model, not a curated record.